GCGUCCCGGGCGGAAGGCGGGCAGAGGACCGGCGGCGAAGGAGGGACCAUGUCCGUCUUGCGCAGGCUACGGGAGGCGCCGCGGCACCUGCUGGUGUGCGAGAAAUCCAAUUUUGGGCACGACGAGUCCCGGCACCGGCAGCACGUGGAGAGGCAUUACUUCAACUACAGGGUGUCUCUUCUGAUUCCUGAUUGUGUGGUACCACCAAAAGAGCUGAAAAAUAUCGUCACGGAUAGUGGACCUUAUUACCUGGUGAAGAACUUAUCUCUUCAUGAAUUAGUCGAUCAUGAAUUUAUCAGCACCUUUGUGAAGAAAGGUCCUUGCUACGCCCUGACCUACAAUACAAAUAUCGACCAGGAUAACACAGUUGCGGUGCUGCCAACGGGGAGACUCAUUUUGUCCCUGGACAAAGACACUUAUGAAGAACUUGGACUCCAAGGCCGCCCGUCUCAAUAUUCUGGGAGAAAAGCCAUGAGAUACAUUGUUGCCAUUGAACUGACUGACGACUCCUUUAAUCCCGAGACCAAGAAGUAUAAAAGAGCCGUCUGGGCCUUGAAAGAAAAGAAGCCAUUGAAGUUUGACUUCCUUUUCGCUUGGCAUCAUACAGGUGGAGAAGAAUCAACGCUGAUGUCGUAUUUUUCCACGUACCAGAUUCAGGCGCACCAGCCAAAAAUAACAGUAAGUUCGCUCAAAGAUCUGCAGUGUCCGGUGCUUCAAAGUAACGAGCUGAGGGGAAAGCCGGAAGAAUCCUGCAGCGCACAGGAAGUUUUUGACUGGCUCGGCGCUGUCUUUAAUAACGUCGACAUGGACAAUCAGUCCUUCAAUUUCUUGUCAACGUAUUGCUGUUCGCAGCCGAGCAUGGAGGUGGGGAAGGCUCAUUUGUGUACGGUCACCGGUUUCAUACUUCCUCAGACGAUAUGCCUGUUAUUGGAGCAGCUGCGUCACUAUUUUGAUGAACCAAAGUUCACCUCGUGGGUCUCGCUGUCUGUGCAGGGAUUUGCCGAUAGUCCCGUUUCUUGGAGAGAAAGCGAACACGGAUUCCAAAAGGGGGGAGAAAAUUUAUACAAUUUUGUCAUUUUUAGUAAUCAGGACUAUUGGCUUCAGAUGGCUGUUGGAGCAAAUGAUGACUGCCCACCUUAAAAUAAAAUGACUUUCAAACUUGG
Messenger RNA from Tachyglossus aculeatus (Australian echidna), 1163 nucleotides. It is a transcript of the gene RPP40, whose product is annotated as ribonuclease P/MRP subunit p40. Gene Ontology annotation, cellular component: ribonuclease MRP complex; multimeric ribonuclease P complex. Gene Ontology annotation, molecular function: ribonuclease P activity; ribonuclease MRP activity. The record is from RefSeq and is a predicted model, not a curated record. The coding region runs from base 49 to 1140 and encodes 363 amino acids. Gene Ontology annotation, biological process: tRNA 5'-leader removal; endonucleolytic cleavage in ITS1 to separate SSU-rRNA from 5.8S rRNA and LSU-rRNA from tricistronic rRNA transcript (SSU-rRNA, 5.8S rRNA, LSU-rRNA); tRNA 3'-end processing. NCBI's taxonomy places the organism in Eukaryota, Metazoa, Chordata, Mammalia, Monotremata, Tachyglossidae. The transcript is spliced from 8 exons.